Messenger RNA from Laccaria bicolor S238N-H82, 1155 nucleotides. RefSeq lists its product as uncharacterized. The record is from RefSeq and is a predicted model, not a curated record. The coding region runs from base 1 to 1155 and encodes 384 amino acids. NCBI's taxonomy places the organism in Eukaryota, Fungi, Basidiomycota, Agaricomycetes, Agaricales, Hydnangiaceae. The transcript is spliced from 3 exons.
AUGAUGCGACUAAGCAAGUCGCGUGCCCAACAGCCUGCCACCAAGGGCUUCAGGCGAGUCUUCCAUAGUCCAAAAAAGCGACGCAACAGUUGUAAAACCUCAACACAGGUCACAUAUCUCGGACAAGUGGAUAAACUUUGUCGUGUGCAGGAAGUUCUGGCCAGACUUCUGGCAGACCCUGGGGAGGAGGAAGACGAUGAAGGGGGAGAUGAAUGUGAGGGAAGCAUGGAGGUUCCAGGAGAUCUGGGCAACUCAGGGUCGGGCUUCGCUUGGGGGGAAGGGGACAGGGAUGGGGACGGGGAUGACUUCUCCAUGCCAGAUAAUGGGAUAGACGUGGACUUGUGUCCUAGCACCCCUCAAAAAUCCGAUCCGAUACCACCAAAGACGCCCAUUCCUGCAAAAGUACAACGCACUGGCCCAGAUGCAGAGGCCAACCUCCUUUACCAGCAGUGGCAGGCUCUCAUUCCCCGCCUCGUGUCCCCGUUCCUUUCCUUCAUCUCAGCUACCCAUGGAAAAAAGACCUUUCCCCUCAAUGGGCCAUUCUUAUACAUCCUUCUGGCAGAUUUUGACACUUUCGAGGUCACUAGUUGUGAAUGUCAGGACAUUAUGGAAACCCUCAUCCUUCAUGGUCUCUUUCCGACAUCGCCCACCCAACCCUGGAUGGCUGUAUCCAUUAUUCUCAUACAACACUACAACACUCUUUUUGAAUGUGCAUGGGAUGCUGUAUACGCAUAUUCUCAUGCUGUCAACCUAGUUUAUGGAUGCCGAGGAUUUGUCCACCGCAACUAUCAGGGGGAGAUCAUUCAGGACGCCUUCCGUCAAGGCCUAGGUCAUGCCAUUCAGUGGUAUGACAGCCUGCAAGUUCAGAUUGAACAAGAACUCAAAGCAGCGACUGUGGCUGGUGACGCCACCACUCCUUGCUCCUCGGAAACCAACCUGGCUACCAUCACCACCCCUGAGGCACCCAUACCCAAACAGUUGACCCCUGAUUACAGUCUAGCAGAACCUCCUCUGUCCCUUGUCAAGUUGACUCCUGAUGACAGCCCACCCGAACAUCCUGUGCCCCUUGUCGAGUGCGCGAGGGUUCUACAGCAACGCUGUCCAGCUUGCUUUGGAUUGCGGACGUUUGGGUGUUCGGGAGCAAUGUAUGUAUAG